UCAAUCAGGGACAUGACGUCACGUUCGCUCACAUUUCAGCGUCUGCUGUACCACCUGUAGCCGCACAUAAUCCACAUCAGUGUGUUUUAGUGUUACUUCUAUAAUGCACGGAGUCACGUGUCUUGGAACCUUAACCUAACGCUUUUGUAAUUGUUUCUAGGCGGGGACAAUGUUCAGCAGCUUUUUGACUCGACGGCGGAGGAUUUCCAGGAAGUAAUUGACCUUGUUGAUAUGGCCAGAAAGCCAUUUCACGUCAAGAGACUAAAGAAAGCACUGGGCCAGUGGACAGGACAGUCAGUCGCGGUAGCGUCCAGUGCGACCGACGAAUCAGAAGGGGAACUGCACAAAUUACUUCGAGGAGCGGAUCUUCUCUCCUACCACGACAAGUUCAUCGAACAAGGCGCAGACAGUGUGCAGCAGCUUUGUGACUCAACCGACGAAGAGUUCCAGACACUCGCCGAGCACGUAGGCAUGGCCAGAAAGCCCCUUCACGUGAAAAGAUUGAAGAACGCACUCAAACAGUGGUCAUGCCAUGCAGCCGUAAUGACGUCCAUUCCUUCAAGCGAGUCGGAGCGUGAAAUUCACGAACUGCUUCAGCGAGCGGAUCUCCUCGCCUACUACGACAAGUUCAUCGAGAAAGGCGUAGACAAUGUGCAGCAGCUUUUUGACUUGACGAAAGAAGAGUUCCAGGAGUUGAUGGAUCUUGUUGGCAUGGCCGGAUUCCCUUUUCACGUGAUGAGCUUCAAGAAGGAACUGGAACAGUACACAGGGCAUCCAGGAACUGAUCCGGCAGCUCAAUUUCAUCUCCACAUGGAAAGGUCGCAACAGUGGAAAGACGUCAGGAAGGAAAUGCACGAAGCUAUUGCGGCCAAAGACGAGGCUGGUGUUCGAAAGUGCCUGGAUGCCGCGCCUGCAUUGAAACUGUGGUUGGACCCUGUGAAAGAUAAGUCAGCUCUUUACAAAGCAGUCGAAGAGAAAGCUUUGCGUAUUCAUGGUCUCUUAAUCUCGCGCGAAUGCGCCCUCAAAGACGACGAAGACUCAUCGUGUUACGAAGGUCUCACACAUGUUGAACGAGCUGAAAUUCGUCGGCAACAAUAUUACACCACCAAAUACGAGGACUCUUACAUCGACUAUCUGAAAAGCAAAUCCCGGAGCGCCAGCGGAUGUGAUGACUUCGGUGUACGAUUGGAGAAGACGUUUAAGCAGCUCUGCAGUGAUGAAGUAAACAAGAGUAUCCUGAAAGUUGUUGCAACAGCACCACACCUAGAUAUAGUGUUCGACUCUGUGGCUAAAAACGUUAAGAGGAUUACUGGAUCCGGCGGGUGUUCCACACGCGGUCUGACCUAUCAUGAAGAAGAAAGGGUUUACGUCUGCGGCAGCACAGAGAAGCGAGAAGUUUGGGGAACUCUCAUUCAUGAGUUGUCCCACAUGGCACUGACCUUAGUUUACAAGAAUGAGGGAAAGCCAUAUAACUGCGGCGACAAGGAGAAGGAACAUCAUUACCAAGAAAUUCUGAACGAUGUUAAAGGAAGGAAAAAUAAUGUGCAUUUCCUUAUCCAGAAAGCCUUCGACAAUAAUGAGGAAGAAGAGCUAAUUGUACGGAUUCCUCACAUACUGACGGAAUGUGACGAAGGAAAUAGGAUUCUGGAGCUUCAAGCGCCGAAACUACUAAAGUUUUUCAAGGACACUGUCAUGCCAGACAUGCAGAGAUACAUUAUGAAUGGAAUCCCGUCCAUAGAUUCAACGGAAAUCGAAAAAGAGAACAUAAGACUUGGAAAAGCUUCCCAUGUUGGCCAAUUCAAAGUCAAUUUCGAGAAGCCGCUGGACCUGCGUGACCUGCAAAAUAUGCCUCUUCUCGUCCUUGCGGGUCCAGAAUUGAGACUCCUCGAAAUAAUGGUUUACAACACUGUGCAAUCCACGGGGCAGCCAUACUUGUUUUUCGAAGCAAACCAAAUGGACGAUACGCUAAAGCAUGUGUUAGUGAACUACAAAUGUGGAUUUGUGCUUGUAACUGUUUAUCCAAACAAAAACGUCCAAGAUGUUAUUGCACUUCUGAGUGAAGUAUCCCGUGUGACUGGAACAAACGUCAUCUUCCUUGUGGAAGACAGCGGCAAAUCUUCCUUGUUGGAGCAAGUGCAAGGAGACGCAUUCUUUGCCGCUGGACUUGUAGUGCAUAACAUCCUUGAAGCCAGUUUGGAGCAUGUUUCGAAUAGCUGCAAAAAAGAAGUUUUCGAAAAAUCUCGCGUAGAACUUCAGGGAACUUAUGUUUCUUUUUUUCCUGAAGCAAUGAAUAUGGACACCUUCUCAUGUUGUGUAGACACUUCGGUUUUCCUAAACCUCUGUGAGCAUAAAAACAUUAACCUGGGACCUCCGCUUCAUGAACUCGAAGAAUGUGUUCAGAACUGUUAUGUGGAGCGAGUGUUUACAAGGGCCGUGAAAAUUGACCUCAAAAAGUGCAGAAUGGACGACGAGAAUGAGGCUUUCGCACUUUUGGGGUGUCUGCAUGGUUGUGCUGCAAAACUUGUACCUGAUGGCUACGAGGCAAAACAUCAGAAAAAUUUAAUGCAGUUUGAAAAAUUUGUGAUCCUUAAGGAACCAUGUGACUAUGAAGCUCUCCUGAAAAAUGGUAAUUACCAAGGGAAGGUAGUGCAUCUGUUGCGGACCAACAAAUCCGGUAACGAAGUGCUGUGGACUAAAUCAAAUGGUCGUCUCAGUCACCUUCCAGCGACGGGAAGUGACGAUUAUACCACGGAGGUGUUGUUGAAGGUGCCCGAGAAGGUCGUCGUCGUCUCUGGUACUCCUGGUAAAACUCAAGACGAGAAGCGGUGGGUGCUCUACGUCGACCUUCCUCGGAGAAUGAAAUUAGUGAAAACUGCGUCUCCUAGUCUGAAAUAUCUAGCGGAUCUGUGCCAAGUACAGAAAGAUGGGCUGGAGUUCGUCUUGUUCGAAGAAAGCUUGAACAAUGGGAGCCCUUUCAAGGUCGUUGUCAUGUUGGAUGGCUUCGAUGAAGUAACCGAAGAAUGUCGAGAGUGUGUGGGGGAACUUGUACAGUUUCUAGCUGAGAGAGAAGUUUACAAGGUGUACAUUUUUACUCGCACUGUGUUUAAGCGUGAUGUACAAGAUGCCUUGCACACGGUGUCAUAUGAUCUCGUUCCCUUUUCUGUACAGAACCAGAAUGAUUUUCUCACAAAAUGUAGGGUCCAAACAGAAACUUCAGCGACCAGGAAUGACGCAUUUGCGGCAAAAUUCCAGCAACUGUACGCGACAUUGAAAGAGAAAAACAAGACAAUCCUGGAAACCCCUCUCCUACUUCGCAUGAUGGCACAGAUGGAGAGCGGGGAAAUUACGGAGUCGCACGAUUACUCUUCGCUGCUUAAUAUUGCUGACAUUUGUGGCGGCAGUAUAUACACUGUACACAUCUACAAGAUGUUUGUCGAGUACAAGCAUCUUGUGCACCGAAAAGAAAAGUUGAAGGAAGACAUCGUCCUACGUGCCACGCGAGGGGAGCACGAAGCAGCGCAGUCUUCAUUCUACACACACCAUCGUCUCCUCGCUAUGAAGUGUAUAUUUCCUCAGUAUAUAUUGAAAACCUUAUUGAAUGAAGACGAAUUAGUGCAGUUAGAUCCAGAAGGAAGUUUCAUGAAGGGCGUUGUGGACAAUUCUCUCAAAGAAGGUUUUGUGAAUAGAAUUAAUGAAGGAAUUCCCGAGUUCGUUCAUAAGACUUUCGCCGAAUUUUUCGCAGCUCACUAUCUCCUGGAGAAGGCAAAGAUAAGGACAAAAUCGAGCUAUUGGGAAAAAGUAGUACAACUAUAUGGUAAAGAUGACUACGAGGGUGUAAUGCUGUUGUUCGAUGGACUGGCGUCGGAGUCCCGUCCACUUCACUCUGCUGUGAUAAACAACGACGCUUCAUAUUUUAAGCAACAUGAUAUCCAAAGAGAGGACAUGCUCGUUGUCGAUGGGCUCGAAAGGACACCAUGGCACGUAGCAGCCCUGCAUUCUGAUAAAGCAACAUUGAAUAGGCUUCCAAUGGAUGAUGAACUAAUCAAGAAUGAUUCAUUGGAUAUGUCACCGUUGGGCUGCAACCGGCAACGGUUCCAUGAACCUUACAGUGGCCCAUUCGACUCUUGGAAGGUCAAAAACAACAGCCGCUCCGCUCCACAGGAGCAGCGGAAUCUGGCACUGGAGGAAGCAGUGCUGCUGGUGACUCCGAGAUACCACAAAACGGGCAGUGAUCCGUGCGACAAAUAUGGAAGCGGUGUAAACGUUCACGAAGCGGGAGGACACCAUGAGCCAGCUUCCACUGGAGACUCGCUCGACGAGCGUCCAACCAAUCAGCCGUGA
Ornithodoros turicata is the source of this 4341-nucleotide messenger RNA. RefSeq lists its product as uncharacterized. Gene Ontology annotation, biological process: regulation of DNA-templated transcription. The transcript has 8 exons. Bases 232 to 4341 code for a protein of 1369 amino acids. Gene Ontology annotation, cellular component: nucleus. Gene Ontology annotation, molecular function: transcription factor binding; transcription coregulator activity. The record is from RefSeq and is a predicted model, not a curated record. NCBI's taxonomy places the organism in Eukaryota, Metazoa, Arthropoda, Arachnida, Ixodida, Argasidae.